This is a messenger RNA of Patella vulgata (common limpet), 2797 nucleotides long. Its product is annotated as zinc finger CCCH-type with G patch domain-containing protein. Gene Ontology annotation, cellular component: nucleus. Gene Ontology annotation, molecular function: DNA-binding transcription factor activity, RNA polymerase II-specific; RNA polymerase II cis-regulatory region sequence-specific DNA binding; metal ion binding. Gene Ontology annotation, biological process: negative regulation of DNA-templated transcription; regulation of transcription by RNA polymerase II. The transcript is spliced from 13 exons. Lineage: Eukaryota; Metazoa; Mollusca; Gastropoda; Patellidae. Bases 724 to 2307 code for a protein of 527 amino acids. The record is from RefSeq and is a predicted model, not a curated record.
AUUUAUAAAACAGUAAAAACAAAGUCACAAAAGGUUGCCCUUGGCUUUGAAAAAUAUUUUAAUUGAAAUAAGAUUUAUAUUGUUUUUACCUAGAUCUACAAAUGCCUCAUUGCUGCUCAAUAUUUCGAUUUCUCACACGAAAGAAGGUACGAUAAUUUCGUUUCGCACAUACAUCGGGGCGUGAUUUUGAGAAUACCAGAAGUUGCAUGAAAAGGUAAAGCGAAACUGGCACCGAUGAAAUUCAUGUAUUUUUGAGAAAUAAGCACGUGUAUUUGCUUUGCGCCAGCAAACCACGGUUUUACUUUUACACAACUACCCCUGUCCCUUGUAGAAAUAGUUCAAUGAUAUCGACUGUUGGAGCCGGGGAGUUUUAUUUUUGUUGUCAUCGCGACCCAUUCAAAUAACAGCUCUUCAUCAGCAAAGUCCAGAAUCUACGGGGACAGACCUACACAACUCAAGUGGAUGUGACUAAACGUAAGGUGUACGUAGUAAAGUGUCAAGGGAAUUGUAGUAGUGUGACAAGAAUUACCUUUAAUGGUAGCUUUAGAAAGGGUUAAACAAGCUCCUGUCGAAUUAAUUGAAAUGUUCUGUCUGAGUCUCCCCAUGCCAUAAUCAUAAUCCUAAUGAAGACAAUUGUUUCUUACCAAUCAUAUCGAUUCAUAAACAUAUUUUAUUUGGAUUGGAUGGUAGACAACUUGUCUGACAAGGCAAUAAAGCAGUAAAAUGGAUGAAGAAAGUCUGAAAUGUUCCAUAGAACUAUACAAGUCACAGUUAAAUCAAGUUGAACAAGCCAUUGAAGCUGCAGGGGAAACAGAUGACAUGGUAAAAUUAAAAGAUGAUUUGAAGGAAUUAAUAGCAUUGACGGAAGAUAGCCUGUUGUCUUUAUUGAAAGGACAGCUAUUACAGUCUAUAGAAUCUACAACUACUACCACUACUACAGUAGAUGAUGAAUAUGCUGCAUUUCAGGAGGCUUUAGGAGAAGAUAUAACAAAAGAUGAUUCAAUAAGUCAGGAUACAGGCAAUACAAUACCAGGUGAAGAUACGUCUGUCGAUGAAAGUUUAGAAGAAUCUUUGUUAGAGCUCCAGGGGAUGAGAUGUCGAGCACCAUUCCAACAUGAUUGGGGAUGCCUAGCUUAUUAUAAUGCACUUAUACAUUCUGUAGAUCCAGUUUCACACAACACUCAGUGUCCUAUGGUUAAUGUAAUGUUUUGUAAUCCAACCCACAGUUCUAUGGCAGUGUGUCCAUUUUAUUUAGAGGGAAGAUGUAAAUUUAGUGACGAAGAUUGCCGAAAUAGUCAUGGUUAUCCUGUCAAACUAGAAGACCUACAAGAAUAUCAGGAACCAAAUUAUAGUUUAUUAAAGAUUGAUACUAAAUGUUUAGCUCAAUAUGAAGAUGGUUUAUGGUACAAGGCUACAGUUAUAGAUAUGAAAGAUCAAAAGAUACAGGUUUUAUUUGAUGAAUAUGGUGAUAAAACUUCUAUAGGUUUAGAACACAUUCUACCAAUAGGUAAUGAAGAUGACAUAUCAGAUAAUGAAUCUGAGUUAGAUGAUGAUCUCAAUAAACCACUAGAUAGAUCGGAUUCAGAUGAUGAUGAUGAUGCUCUACCUGUGUUUCUAUGGAAACCACCAAAAACUACAGCCAGAUUAGGGGAAUGGGAAGAACAUACAAAGGGUAUUGGGUCUAAGUUAAUGAUUAAAAUGGGAUAUAUUAUUGGACAAGGAUUGGGUAAAAAUGGUGAUGGUAAAGCAGAACCUGUUCCAAUACAAUUAAUACCAAAAGGUAAAUCUCUAGAUAAGAUAAUGGAGUUGAAGGAGUUAGCUGGAGAUCAAGAUUUAUUUGAUGCUAUGAAGAAAUUAAAGAAAAAAAACAAGAAAACUGAAGAUAAAAAUAAACAACCUAAACAAACCUCUCAACCUACAGACAUGUUUGAUUUUAUAAAUAAAAAACUUCGAGGUAAAAAAGGAAAUCUUCAUGAUCUAGUAAUAAAACAUCCAGUACCAGGUACAAGUCAUGACAACCAUUCUAAGAAAAAUAUCACCGAAAAAGAUCUUCAGUCUAAGUCAGACCGACAUCUUAAUAUACAGUUGCUGAAGACAGAUGAGGAAUUGAAGAGUGUUGAUAAAGAAUUAAGAAGUUUAAAACAGUCUUUAGCUAGAAAUCAACUUCGAGACAAGGCUGCUGCUAAAAGAAUUGAAGCCAAGAUUGCCUCCCUUGUGGAAUAUCAACAUAAUUUGAGGACUUCAGAACAGACGAUGUCACAACAUAAACAGAGACGUAAAGAUCAUAAGAAAUUAACUAUUUUUUGAAUUAUUUACUGUCUUUCCUUUAAAUUAUUUUCUGGUCAGUAUUUUAACGGGUUCCACAUAUUGUCAGAGACCCAGGCAAUUAUAAUCAAGGGACCUAUACAAUAUCAAAAGUACUUGUAUUUGCAGGAUCCAUUUAAUAUGUUACAUUAUAAAGCGAAAACUCAAUGCUGGGCAUUGACUGGUCGGGGGAAUCUUUAGUAAACUUUGUAGCACUGUUUUAGUCAUAUUUACCAUUCUUUACUGACUGGAGGGGAGGGGGGGGCGGAGUAGGCAAGGAGUAGGGUCACCUGUCCAACCUCGUGAGUUUUCUCCAGGUCCUCGGUUUCCUCCCACUCCUGAAGACCCCUAUGCACAAGCAAAUUAUUGAAAUAAAAUUGAACCAUAUGUUAGUCCCAAAAUGACCUGGUUUGUGUCAAGUUGACCUGAAAUCUCUCUGAAAUAUUGUCAAAAAUUGACCGACUGGAAGCCCUGGGCCGUUAUUCACAAAAAC